AUGACUUCUGCACCGAAUGGGCGCAACAAUCGCCCCAGGUCACAGGGAUCGAUCUUCCAAGUCGGCAGCAAACCUCUCCCCAGAGAUCCUGAUCGCAGGGGGAGCUCGGAGAGCGCCCUCAAGUCCCAGAGAACCCUGGACCACUGCAAGAUGCUUGUCCAGGAUUUUAACACCCAGGUGGCUUUGUAUCGUGAACUAGUCAUAUCCAUUGGGGACGUGUCAGUAAGCUGUCCCUCCCUACGGGCUGAAAUGCAGAAAACUCGAACCAAAGGCUGUGAGAUGGCGCUUCAGGCACACCAAAAACUCUCAGCAAUCUCUGGGGCAGAAGAUGGGGAGAUCCACCCUGAAAUCUGCAGACUUUACAUACAGCUGCAGUGCUGCCUAGAAAUGUAUACAACCGAAAUGCUGAAAUCCAUGUGUCUUCUAGGCUCCCUUCAGCACCAGCGGAAAGGAAAAGAGCAUUGUGCUGGUCCAAAGAUCAUAGACUAUAAAACAGAUGACAGCUCAGAAGUUCCCAUCCUAGAAGAUACGUCGUCAUCACCGGUGGAUGUCCAGUACUGCUGGCAGGUUUCCACAGACAUUGAGAACACAGAAAGAGACAUGAGGGAAAUGAAAAACCUCUUAAGCAAACUCAGGGAGACCAUGCCUUUGCCAUUAAAAAACCAAGACGACAGUAGCCUCCUCAACUUGACACCUUAUCCACUCGUCAGAAGAAGAAAGAGAAGAUUCUUUGGAUUGUGUUGCCUCAUCUCCAGUUAAAAAUCAAGAAAAGCCAUUUUUUCCGCAGAUACGCUAUAAUUUGACCUUUGCCGUCAUAUAUCGUAUUGAGGUUGGUUAAUUCAUUAUGUAUUCAGUGUUGCCUAAACUGCCUUGUUUCAAAACUUGUAUAGUUUGAAGAUGAACGCCAUGAUUACGAAUCGGUGGAGGAAGAAGCAAGUGAGAUGAAGCCAUCAAUGAUGGCUGGAUACACGACAAGGGACCUUCUGAACAAUUCGAUGUUCAUGGCAUACAAUAAAUAUGCAAAACGCUUUGAUGUCCUAGUAUUGUGCUAUAGGAAAACCAUUCCAUCGGCAUCACAAUGGAGGUUAACUAUGGAUAAUAGUGGCAGCAAUUAUUAUGCGAAUAUUGAUGUAUCAAGGCCAAUAACUGUACUUUGUAUUUUCAGUUCGUUCUCUCUUGUCUCGAUCAUACUUAGUCUUCCACAAUGCAUCAGGAUUUUGUCCAAGAGCUCAGCCAAGUUUCUACCCUACUAGCUAGAGGAUGAAAAUAAAGUAUUUAUGGCUUGUACAUAUAUUGUAAUCUUGAUGACGAUCAUCAGUAUUUUCCUUUCAAUCGAAUGGUGUGAUUUUCACAAUUUUGAAGAUGUUAUAUAUAUAUAUAUAAAUAUAUUACAAUAGUGUAUUCAAAUCCCCGAUAUAUCCUCAUGACCUAGAGAGACAGUUUAUCAUAUAUUGUUACUAUAGGAAGUUGAAGCAUGGUGUCUGCAUAUUGACAUAGUGUUAAAUCUGAUAGGGCAUGCCAGACUUAGCUCAGA
Molecule: messenger RNA, 1534 nt
Organism: Bufo bufo (common toad)
Lineage: Eukaryota; Metazoa; Chordata; Amphibia; Anura; Bufonidae
Gene: RGS7BP
Product: regulator of G protein signaling 7 binding protein
Exons: 6
Coding region: 1-759 (252 amino acids)
Biological process (GO): G protein-coupled receptor signaling pathway
Cellular component (GO): neuron projection; nucleus; postsynapse
Source: RefSeq, a predicted model, not a curated record